UUUUUUCUCUCUCUCUCUCUCUUCAUAUGUGUAUAUACAUAAAUAUACAUAUGUAAUGUUAAAGUUUGCUUUUGUUUGUCUAUCUGAUAACAUUUAAAUUUGAAGAGCAGCAACGACCAACCAAGGUGAUAAUGGUGAGUGACGGCCCAGCCGAAUCUGACGGCUCAGAUUUAAUAUCGACCGGAUAUCUUGAAGACGUGCUUUUCCAGUUCAGCUCUAAACGGAGAAGGCUGCUCCUCCUCCCCAACCAUGUCGAUUACACGUCACUCCACUUCGAUUCCUCAAUCAAGGACUGCUGGGCAUCAGAUCCCUUCCAGAAUUGUUACCAGGAUUUUAACUCCCUGGGUGAGAUAACAAAGUUCGACAGAAACAUUUCAGAUAUGAAGACGCCUGAAGAGGCAGUUUCGGAAGAUUAUUAUGAUUCAUCAUCAUCUUCGCAGAAACAGUGGACACCAGAGAAAGAAAACCUAUACUGCACAGACCCCAUAUUUUCUCCUGGAGAGAAAAGAAAGAAGAGAUUGGUGUAUCCAUUUGCGUUGGUGAAGCCCGGUGGAUUUGAAGGGGACAUGACAUUGAAAGAGAUCAAUGAGAGACUCCUAAUGGCGCCAACGAGGCCAGUUCGCCAUCCUGUGGGGGACUUUGCCUGUCAACCACUGGUGUCACCAAACGGGCCGGGCUUGUCCGGUAAAGCUGUCGUGGCAUUUAAAAGGAUUCACACACAGGGCAGAGGCACCAUAACUAUUAUAAGGACAAGAGGUUGAAGGAAAUUAAUUAUGUUAAGCGGAAGAUGAUGAUGAAUUCUGUUUCGUCACCCAAACCUAAUGUUAUGUAAGGCUUGGCUUGGUUUGGCUUGCAGUGUAUAGGUAAUUAAUUAAGGUAAUACUAUACUGGUGGUAUAGUAGUAUUAAAUAGACACCUACUUAUUCAUGUAAUUAAAUUUGCUACAUUUAGAUCUGCCCUACGAGGUUCAUGUUAUCAUGAUGUGGAUUGUUAAUGACAUUAAUAUUUGUUGUAAGUAGUUCACCC
Striga asiatica is the source of this 1026-nucleotide messenger RNA. Lineage: Eukaryota; Viridiplantae; Streptophyta; Magnoliopsida; Lamiales; Orobanchaceae. The record is from the annotation of a GenBank genome assembly.